AUGCUCUUCUUCCUCAAGUAUGCCAAGAGCGAGGACCUUGCUCUCACGCACAAGGAGUUCAAGAAGCAGACUUAUCCUCUACACCCAGCAGUGUCCAGUUACUUGGACUGGGCGGAGAGCAUGUACCGGCCCGGGAGAGAGCUGGUGGACCUGUCACGAAGUCACAGCCUGAUGGACAGCACGGAUGUGACGGCAGUCUUACAAUUUCUGCCUCUGCCGCCUCUGCCCUUCCCCCUUCCCUUCGAGCGUCCCGAGCUCAUCGAGGUGCUGCAGGCAAUGCGUGCUCCGCAGGGAAGUUCCCCUUCCGGUGCGGGACUCAGGGCUCGCGUCAUCAUGUCCGCGGUGUCCGGGCCUCUAGGGUUUGAACAACUCAUCUUUCCGCGGUACGAAGAUCAAUUCCUCAGAAACUCUGAGAGCAUCUUGGAGCUCUACCCUCAAAUGCGGAUAGCAUGCAACAUCCUAAAGGCCUCGAGGUAUGAGGACCUGAAGGUCGGGCCGCCCACAAAACACAGCCGACCUCUCAUGGCAGGCCUCGACAUGUUUCGCGAGAUCUUCUACCAGCAGGAUCCCAAGCUUCCCGGGUGA
Symbiodinium necroappetens is the source of this 585-nucleotide messenger RNA. NCBI's taxonomy places the organism in Eukaryota, Dinophyceae, Suessiales, Symbiodiniaceae. The record is from the annotation of a GenBank genome assembly.